This is a messenger RNA of Emiliania huxleyi CCMP1516, 935 nucleotides long. RefSeq lists its product as hypothetical. The coding region runs from base 80 to 688 and encodes 202 amino acids. The transcript has 7 exons. Lineage: Eukaryota; Haptophyta; Isochrysidales; Noelaerhabdaceae. The record is from RefSeq and is a predicted model, not a curated record.
GCAAAGCGCUUCGACACGCGCAAGCUUGGACACGCGCAAGGCUGUACGAAGCAGCUCUCACAGGUGUGCUCGCGGAGUGAUGAAGAUCGGCAUGUACAACUUUCAGUGGGCGGGCGGUGAGUUUGAGGUGGAGUUCCGCGAGAAGAACAUCUUCUGGUGCAAGCGCUUUGCGAACGAGGCGAGCUGGACAGAGGUUCAGCCCGGCGUGGUGGGCGUCAAUUGGGGCAAAUACGGCAACUACCAGCUGACGGCGCAGCCCGACGGCUCGUUCGCUGGCGGCGUGCUGACGACGGACGCCUCGGGCGCGCCCGUCGUGAACACGAACGACUGGCGCAAGGCGACCUUCGUGCGCGCCUUCACGCCGGCCGAGGAGCUCCUCUCCGGCUCCGCGUGGAUGCUCCACUACGAGAACGGCGUCCCGUUCCGUGUCGAGUUCCACGCCGACGGCCACUUCCACUCGCCCGCCUACCCCGGCCACCAUCUCUGGAAGCUCAACGGCAACCAGGUCGCCAUCGAGUGGGGCAAGUACGGCAGCUACGACCUCACCCUCGAGGUCGCGGCAGACCGGCGGCAGUCCACGGCGAGCGGCAGCCUGCGCGGCCACCCGGCCUCGUGGCGCAGGCUCACCUACGAGGAGGCGCUGCCCGCGUACGUCUUCAAGGAGAACAGCUGCGGCCACUCGCACUGACGCUCGGGGACGCGUCGGGCACGCCGGCCACCGACACGUGUCGUGUCGCGUAGACGCAUUGGCCGCGAGAGGCACAGAGAGGGGCCGAGCGAAGUAGAGUGAGGGUGCAGCUCACACAGCGAGAGUUUGGAGCAUGUGUAGAGCGUGUCGUAGCGCGCGGACAGAGGCGCAGGCAGGCAGAGGAGAGCGGCUCAGGCCGUAGACACUUGUUGAAAUCGACGUAACAGCGACCUAAUUUAUCCUUAAA